AUGUCCCCGGGGAGCGGCGUGAAGAGCGAGUACAUGAAGCGCUACCAGGAGCCGCGCUGGGACGAGUACGGGCCGUGCUACCGCGCGCUGCUCCACUACCGCCUGGGCCGCCGGCUGCUGGAGCAGGCGCACGCGCCCUGGCUGUGGGACGACUGGGGCCCGGCCUGCGCCUCGGACGACUCGGCGUCGUCGGCGUCCUCGGGCGCCGGGGCCCCCGCGCCCCAGUGCGCCCCGGCCUCGCCGCCGCCGCCCGUGGAGCCAGCGGCGCGCGAGGAGCCGGAGCAGCGGGCGCGCGCGGCCCCGGAGGAGGAGCGGGGCGCGGAGGCCGCGGGGGACGCGGAGGCCAGGGACGCGGAGGCCGCGGAGAACUCGGCGCUGCCAGCACUGCCAGUGAAAGACAUAAAAGAAAAACCUGAAGGACAGAUCAGGACCAGAGAGCCUGGCAAAUCGCCCAGCAGUACGGAACCUCAGCCACCACCAAGUGCCUUACCUGCCAGAGGGAGUAGGAGAGCGGUCAGGAGUCCUCAAAGGUCUUCAACUAAAAUAAAAGACCAUAAGCACCCGUUUGCCCUUUAUGGGUGGGGAGAAAAACAGACGGAUACAGGAAGCCAGAAAACUCACAACGUCUGUGCUUCUGCCCCAGUGCAUGAGAUUCAUGAAUCGGCGUUGCGAGCCAAGAGCAGAAGGCAGGUGGAGAAGAGGCGGCUGGCGGCUCAGAGGCAGCGGGCUCACUCCGCCGACGUGGACAAAAACAGGCGGGUCAAGCCUGCCUCGUCGGAGAACCCGUGGAUGACGGAGUAUAUGAGAUGCUACUCCGCCAGAGCUUGA
Messenger RNA from Lipotes vexillifer (Yangtze River dolphin), 828 nucleotides. Its product is annotated as centriole, cilia and spindle-associated protein-like. The transcript has 3 exons. Gene Ontology annotation, cellular component: axoneme; spindle; centriole. The coding region runs from base 1 to 828 and encodes 275 amino acids. The record is from RefSeq and is a predicted model, not a curated record. Gene Ontology annotation, molecular function: microtubule binding. Gene Ontology annotation, biological process: regulation of mitotic spindle assembly. NCBI's taxonomy places the organism in Eukaryota, Metazoa, Chordata, Mammalia, Artiodactyla, Lipotidae.